This is a messenger RNA of Cuscuta epithymum, 361 nucleotides long. The record is from the annotation of a GenBank genome assembly. NCBI's taxonomy places the organism in Eukaryota, Viridiplantae, Streptophyta, Magnoliopsida, Solanales, Convolvulaceae.
GUUUCCACACCCCAAAAGGAGCUAAACUAGCAAAGAGACAAGUGGGGACUCUGUUCAAGACCUUUUCGUUUAGCUUUCUAUUCGCAGGUUUCCAGUGGUUUUUUGCUGGCGGAGAUGAUUGUGGCUUUGCCAGUUUCCCUACUUUUGGUUUCCAAGCGUAUGCUAAAAGGUUCUACUUUGAUUUUUCGUCAACAUAUGUUGGGGUGGGGAUGCUUUGCCCCGCAAUGGUAAAUGUGUCGUUGCUGAUAGGAGCGAUAAUAUCAUGGGGAAUAAUGUGGCCAAUGAUUGAGGCAAAGAAGGGCGUGUGGUACUCAGCUGAUGUGCCUGCUUCCAGCCUUCAUGGCAUCCAAGGAUACCGGGU